Molecule: messenger RNA, 438 nt
Organism: Trichoderma asperellum CBS 433.97
Lineage: Eukaryota; Fungi; Ascomycota; Sordariomycetes; Hypocreales; Hypocreaceae
Source: RefSeq, a predicted model, not a curated record
AUGGUUUUCCUUCGCUUCUUCCACAUCGCCACUUUUCUACUAUCGGCGUCAGCGAAAUAUGUGACUGUCGCAUCGAAAAAGGCUUAUGACGACCCGUUACGCCCUUUGAGCGAAGUUAGAUGCUGGAGAAAGAACAUUGGGUUUAUGCCAAACCUAGAUUGGAAGCUUCAAAGGGACGCUGUUGCAUUCAUGGGCAUUCCUACAAUUAAGAGCCCUGGUUCUGCAUCCUGCUUUUCUUGUUGGAAGGUCAAUUAUAAUGGUGUGGUGAAAUAUUUUCUGGCGCUCGAUGCCUCUGACUUUGGUUAUGUUUUGUCUGUGAGGGAUAUGGAGUCUUUGACAGGCGAAGUGCACGAGUUAAGCCUCGAUGCAGAAGUUACGGAAGUGGAUACGAUAAACUGCGGAUUAUCGUCACUGGAACUUCAUGCAUAUGAUUUUUAG